This is a messenger RNA of Bursaphelenchus xylophilus (pine wood nematode), 518 nucleotides long. NCBI's taxonomy places the organism in Eukaryota, Metazoa, Nematoda, Chromadorea, Rhabditida, Aphelenchoididae. The record is from the annotation of a GenBank genome assembly.
AUGUCUGCAGAGACCUCUGAACGUGAACGGGACACAUUGCAACCCGGUGAUUAUGUUUUAAUGCGAAAAUUGACCGGAGUUAAACCAACUCUUGCCCGUCUCAGAAAAGGAGCCACGAUCACCGUUGAUAACUUGACUUUCAAAGCAGACCCAGUGCUCGGGAAGAAGUUUGGAGUUUAUACCGCUCAAAAUGGACUACUUGGACUGGAGCCAACAGAUGUGGCGAAAGGUAGGAGGAUUUUUACCUUGUACUUGGGGUUUAGGUGGGAAGUCGGCGAAUUUUGAUCGAAAAUUCGCUGUUUGAUAGUGUGACGGGUUUAUAGAACCAAUGGCAAGGAAGAACGUGGCUUAUUGUACCUAUUUCAGAGCUCAGUAAAAUACGAGAGCUGUCCAGAGGAGAGAACGAGGCGGGAGAGAAAAAUCAAGUCAGUUUGGCGAAAGAUAAGGUCCAGCUAAAGAAGGCAAAUAGGGGGUGUAUCGAGGGUGCUGAUUUCGAAAAUGACAUUCAUUUUCUUUGA